This is a messenger RNA of Vigna radiata var. radiata (mung bean), 1898 nucleotides long. RefSeq names its product cytochrome P450 81E8. The transcript is spliced from 2 exons. Bases 228 to 1742 code for a protein of 504 amino acids. Gene Ontology annotation, molecular function: oxidoreductase activity, acting on paired donors, with incorporation or reduction of molecular oxygen; monooxygenase activity; heme binding. The record is from RefSeq and is a predicted model, not a curated record. Lineage: Eukaryota; Viridiplantae; Streptophyta; Magnoliopsida; Fabales; Fabaceae.
AACCUGGGUGUAUAAAAAAAUAAUUUUCUGGAUUUUUUUUCUCAUUCUGAGGAGCCCUAUUUGUUUACUUUUCUGAGUUAGAAUAGUAUUGCAACCAUGCAAAUUUGAAUAAGACUAUUGUGAGGUAUUGAUAGCUUGAAAAGUACACCGAAAAGAGUGUAUAAAGAAUAGGGAUAACAAUAACAUUUGUAUCGAAUUCACUCUUCCGUCGAACUUUGCUGCUAAACAUGGAAUACAAUCUUAUCAACAUGUUUUUCCUUUUCAUUUUUGUCGUCACUUUGAAACUGUUGUUCUUCAGAAAAGGGUUGAAAAACUCACCACCAUCUCCACCUUGUCUUCCUCUGAUAGGUAACCUCCACAUGAUCAAACACCCAAUUCAUCGCACCUUCCACACCCUCUCACAAAAAUACGGUCCUAUCUUCGCUCUUCGCUUUGGGUAUCAACCCGUUCUUGUAGUUUCAUCCGCAUCUGCAGCGGAAGAAUGUUUCACCAAAAAUGAUAUCAUCUUUGCAAAUCGUUUCAACUCUACAAAGACCAAGUAUCUCACCUUUAACAACACCCUCAUCACAGUCUCAUCUUACGGCGACCACUGGCGCAACCUACGCCGCAUCUGCACCUCGGAGAUCCUCUCCAAUCACCGCCUUAAUUCCUUUCUGGGAAUUCGAAAGGACGAAACCAUCAGGCUGCUACAAAAACUUGCUGAUGCUUCUAAUCAAGACGAUUUCACCAAAGUGAAACUAAGACCACUGUUUGCAGACCUAACGUUCAACACUGUGAUGAGAAUGGUGUGUGGAAAACGUUAUUACGGCGUGGAAGACCACGAUGAUACCAACGCCGAAGAGGCUAGGAAAUUCAGAGAGGUUAUGGACGAGUUGACGCAGUUCGGAUUGGGAUCCAACCUCGGCGAUUUUGUGCCUUUUUUCAGAUUGUUCAAUUUUAGCGUUGACAAAAAGUUACGAAAGUUCGGGGAGAAGCUAGACGCGUUUUUUCAAGGUCUCAUAGAUGAACAUCGGAAGAAGAAAGAAAGUUCGGACACCAUGCUAGACCAUCUACUCUCCUCACAGCAGUCACAGCCAGAGUAUUACACUGAUCAAAUCAUCAAGGGUCUUAUUAUGGCGUUAAUUGUGGCUGGAACAGAGACUUCUGCUGCAGCAUUGGAGUGGGCAAUGUCCCGUUUGGCAAACCAUCCAGAGGUGUUGGAAAAAGCAAGGCUUGAAUUGGAAAAGCACGUUGGAGAAGCGCGUUUGGUGGAGGAAAUGGAUGUUCCCAAAUUACAUUACCUUCAGAAUAUAGUAUCAGAAACUCUGCGAUUGAAUCCACCGGUUCCUAUGUUAUUACCUCAUUUAUCAUCGGAAGACUGCACCGUGGGAGGUUAUGACGUGCCACGUAAUACCGUGUUAAUGGUGAAUGCGUGGGCCAUACACAGAGACCCGGAGUUGUGGGCUGACCCAACGAGUUUUAAGCCCGAGAGGUUUGAGAAUGGGCCAGUGGAUGGUCACAAGCUGAUCCCGUUUGGGAUGGGAAGAAGGGCGUGUCCUGGCACAGCCAUGGCCCAAAGAACUUUGGGCUUAACUUUAAGCUCAUUGAUUCAAUGCUUUGAAUGGAAGAGAAUUAGCGAAGAAGAAGUUGAGCUGAGUGAAGGAGAAGGAAAUAUAGUGCGGAAGGCCAUUCCUUUGGAGCUUCAAUGCAAACCUCGUCAAAUCGUCACCAACAAUUUCUUAUUUUCACUUAAAUCCCCUUAAAUUACUUUAAACCUGAUUAGUUAUUACGUCUUUAUUUUUUAUAUUACUGUAUAAAUAAAAAACUCUUUUGUAUUGCUACUGUGAGAAGUGUAUAAAUAAAAACUAAAUUAAGGGAGGAGGAAGAUAAGAUUUGGCUGGGUACGAAAGUAUUGACAA